Messenger RNA from Soboliphyme baturini, 651 nucleotides. The record is from the annotation of a GenBank genome assembly. Lineage: Eukaryota; Metazoa; Nematoda; Enoplea; Dioctophymatida; Soboliphymatidae.
AUGGUAUGUUUGAAAAUGGCCGAAAAUCUGGUGUCGUCAUCGCCUGAGCCAAAACUCACGGCGGACAUAUGCGAAACUGCCAAGGCCCUCGGAAUCACUUCACAUGGCGAAAUGUUUUCAGUUGAAUGGAUGGGAAACCUGGCUGUCGCUAUUUACGAAUGUCACACGGAGGUCGCUGACUCACGAAAAGUGUCAGGGCGAUCAUUAGCUGAACGGAUCUUGAACAAAACUGCCGUGCUGGUUCCCUACGACUGUGACAAAAAUUUUGAACCGUGCGAGAAAGCGGGAAACACCGCCCACUGGGCGUUGUUAGUCGGCUUUUUGAUUCUGUCUCCCGCUAGCCGGUGUCCAGAUUUGAUGGAAUUGUCUGCAGCAGCCGAUUCGGAAGUGCCAAAUCUGUACUGGAUUUGCGACAUCGAAGGCGUGGCUGCUCGGACCAUUUCCCAGCAACAUAGCGAAUCGCUGUACGUAUUUGCUUUGCAUGGCAAAAGUAAACACCCUGGAGUCUGGCCGUUGCACAGCUUGUUGCGAAGUAACCAGAACCUUGUCGAUUACAGUCACAGCAAGGUCUUGGAAAACGCAUUCCGCUUACCUCCUGGAGGCGUCGAAGAAGGUCUGCGUAACAAGUUGUUACUGCUUUCCCACAAAUAG